UUUUAACGAGACAAAACCUAGUAAAAUAAAACUUUUUCUUUAAGCGCAUGUGAGCUUUGAAUGUAAUCAAAAUUUCGUAAAUAUUCUAAAAAUUGCUGAGUGAUUAUCGUUAAAAAAAUGAUCAACCUAUUUAGACGAUUGAAAUAUAUAUCACAGAUGGCCUUUAGUGACAAAUACCUUUUAGGAACAAACUGCAUCAUUUCUAUAAGUUUAUCAAGUGUCGGCGAUGUAAUCGAGCAACAGUUGGAGAUUUAUAAAAAAGAAAUUGACAAAUGGGAUGGAAUAAGGACGAGAAACAUGGCAGCAUCAGGAAUGACUGUUGGAAUAUUUUGUCACUACUGGUAUAAGCUUUUGGAUAACAAGCUUCCUGGAAGGAACUUUAAUGCUGUUAUUAAAAAAGUUCUAGUUGAUCAAACUAUCGCAUCUCCAAUUGUGAUAUUUUUGUUCUUUGCGACCCUCGGAGUCAUGCGAAGUGCGUCAUUCAGCGAAACAUCGGAAGAAAUAAAGCACAAAUUUAUAAGAUUAUAUAAAGCCGAGUGGAUUGUUUGGCCGACAGCUCAAGUCAUUAAUUUUUGGAUUCUUCCAAAUCGUUUUCGAGUCCUCUAUGACAACACAAUCUCUCUUGGAUAUGAUGUAUAUACAAGCUACGUUAUCAACGAACCAAUUCCUACAAAUCAAUCACAACCGCAACAACUUCAACCACAAGACAAAACAUUAGACGUAAUUAAUAAAAAUCAAAAUUUUAUCCAAAGUUGACAAAAUUCUAAAUUAUGAUAAAAGAAAAAAAAAGAAAUAAAAACAGAUCUUUAGAUU
Molecule: messenger RNA, 813 nt
Organism: Clunio marinus
Lineage: Eukaryota; Metazoa; Arthropoda; Insecta; Diptera; Chironomidae
Source: the annotation of a GenBank genome assembly